Messenger RNA from Gambusia affinis (western mosquitofish), 776 nucleotides. Its product is annotated as caveolin-2-like. The record is from RefSeq and is a predicted model, not a curated record. The coding region runs from base 23 to 502 and encodes 159 amino acids. Gene Ontology annotation, biological process: caveola assembly. Gene Ontology annotation, molecular function: molecular adaptor activity. The transcript is spliced from 3 exons. NCBI's taxonomy places the organism in Eukaryota, Metazoa, Chordata, Actinopteri, Cyprinodontiformes, Poeciliidae. Gene Ontology annotation, cellular component: caveola.
GCGACAGCUCAGCCGAACGACAAUGGAUGAGGACAGACUGAAAUCGGGGGAACUCAUGGAAGUAAAGGUGGAUGAGGGUCCAGAUUUUACCCACCGCAAUUCACAAUCCCAGAUUGAGGACAGGGAUCCCAACAGAGUCAACAGCAGUCUAAAGGUCAUGUUUGAGGACGUGAUUGCAGAGCCCCCUUCAGUGCGGAGCUUUGAUAAAGUCUGGCUCUGGAGUCACGCUCUGUUCGAGGUGUCCAGACUGUGGGGCUACCGCUUCAUCUCUCUGGUGCUGGCGGUGCCGGUGUCACUGACUGCAGGGCUGCUCUUUGCUGUGCUCAGCUGCCUCCACAUCUGGCUGAUCACGCCGGGCGUGCAGCUUCUUCUCAUCAAUAUGCAGUGGAUCCAGACUGUGUGGGCCAGCAUACUGAACAUUUUUAUCACUCCUUUCUACACCAGUUUUGGAAAGUGUUGUGGCCAAAUUAUUAUCCGCCUGGCGAGUGCUGAUAACAGAUAGAGAUAGUUAUUUAGUUAUUGUAAGCAACUAAGCAGAAGGUAUCAAGAAAAGACAAGCAGUGAAGGAUUGCUAACUAUUUGCUGACCAGGAUCUUGUAUCAUUUAUCAUUAUUUUGUAUUUUUAUGCAUCUGUCAUGUUUUUUGGGCAUGCUGACACAUUCAUCAACUUUUCCAUCUUGUAAUGACAUUGACGUAUGGACCCUCUAAGUUACUUCAGCAGCACCUCACAAGAGCAGCGGAUAUGUGUAUUCCAAUGCCACAAAUACAAAAUGAAA